UUCAGACAGUCAGGACAGACUAAAGAACAGCUCCAGUUCAAGCUCCUCAACUUUGUCAGGGACAGAUCUCUACAUGUCGGGUGCUUCCGGAGAAUGGAUCCUGAGCCCCGGCCAGUCCAGCCACAUGUUUGAGGGAGCCGUGGAGCCCAUGCAGAUUGAUGCUGACCCCCAGGACGACCAACAAAAUGUCCCAGACAUCAAUUAUGUGGUGGAAAACCCUACCCUGGAUCUGGAGCAGUACGCUUCUAGCUACAGUGGCCUCAUGCGUAUUGAGAGGCUGCAGUUUAUUGCUGACCGAUGCCCUCAGCUGCGGGUUGAAGCUCUAAAGAUGGCGCUAUCAUUUGUACAGAGGACUUUUAAUGUUGAUGUGUAUGAGGAGAUUCAUCGGAAGUUGACAGAGGCAUCCAGGGAGCUGCAAAAUGCACCCGAUGCUUUGCCCGAAGGCUCUCUGGACCCUCCGCCACUGGACACAGCCUGGGUGGAGGCAACUCGUAAAAAAGCACUUCUGAAACUGGAAAAAUUGGACACGGACCUGAAGAAUUACAAAGGAAAUUCCAUUAAAGAAAGCAUCAGGAGAGGCCAUGAUGAUUUGGGGGAUCAUUAUCUGGAUUGUGGAGACCUGAGCAAUGCACUGAAAUGCUAUUCCCGCGCUAGAGACUACUGCACCAGUGCUAAGCACGUCAUCAACAUGUGCUUGAAUGUCAUCAAGGUCAGUGUGUAUCUCCAGAACUGGUCUCAUGUUCUCAGCUAUGUCAGUAAAGCCGAGUCAACUCCUGAAAUUGCUGAGCAACGAGGAGAAAGAGACAACCAGACCCAGGCUGUGCUAACCAAACUAAAGUGUGCUGCAGGGUUGGCAGAACUCGCUGCUCGGAAAUACAAGCAGGCGGCAAAAUGCUUUCUGCUGGCAUCGUUUGAUCACUGUGAUUUUCCAGAGCUUCUUUCCUCUAGUAAUGUUGCGGUAUACGGGGGGCUUUGUGCCCUGGCCACUUUUGAUCGGCAGGAGCUUCAGAGGAACGUCAUCUCUAGCAGUUCAUUCAAAUUGUUCCUGGAGCUGGAGCCUCAAGUCCGCGAUAUAAUCUUCAAAUUCUAUGAGUCCAAGUACGCGUCCUGUCUAAAGAUGUUGGAUGAAAUGAAGGAUAACCUUCUUCUGGACAUGUAUCUGGCUCCUCACGUCCGGACACUAUACACUCAGAUCCGGAACCGUGCCCUCAUACAGUAUUUCAGUCCAUAUGUAUCGGCAGACAUGUGCAAAAUGGCGACUGCGUUUAACACAACGGUGUCUGCGCUCGAGGACGAACUGACUCAACUCAUCCUGGAAGGCUUAAUAAACGCUCGCAUUGAUUCUCAUAGCAAGAUCCUAUAUGCACGAGACGUUGACCAGCGCAGCACCACAUUUGAGAAGUCAUUACAGAUGGGGAGAGAGUUUCAGAGAAGAGCUAAAGCAAUGAUUUUACGAGCUGCUGUCCUGCGUAACCAGAUCCAUGUCAAGUCUCCUCCCAGGGAAGGAAGCCAAGGAGAACUGACACCAGCUAACAGUCAGUCCCGACUCAGCACCAAUAUGUGACCACCCCGCUCUUCUGCAUUGGCCCUGUCAUCUGCACAGAACUACGCAGAGCGAUCAGCGAAUACUGCAGAGACAUUCACCACCUGCUUACGUUACCUUCCCAUAGGCUGCCUCAGCUUUGUUUGUGUGAGAGCUUGACAGGAGCUGCAUGGUUUGUCUCAGUGGUCUCCGUGUAUUGGACAUGAUCGCCUUGCUCUCUCUCGGUGGAUUAGAGGAGUAGUGAUGUCAUGCUGUGUCUGGAGGUAGUGGCCGCACAGGGGCAGAACAAAAGUCAUUGUGAUGUAGGUGGUGGAUCGGCUUCUUUGUGAAUGUUAUGGAUUCAGCAGCUUAUAUGUUAGACACUACCAUGUUCUCAGGUGCUCACUUCUCCCCCCACAUAUGGCUUCCCAAAUCCACCUCUCACCCGACUCAUGUUCUGAACCAGGCUGCCCCCUCCGUAGCCCCAGAGACAUUAACACUGCAGUCAAUCUACAGACAAAAUGCCGGCUCUUUCCAUGUUUCCUUUGUGAAGACAGGACAUAUGACUGCAUUAUAAUCCCAUAGCAUAAAGCAUUGCAAGUUCCUUGUUUCCUUGGUUUGGAAUUAAACAUGUUCCUGUUUUUGCGUUUU
This is a messenger RNA of Bufo gargarizans (Asiatic toad), 2173 nucleotides long. It is a transcript of the gene GPS1, whose product is annotated as G protein pathway suppressor 1. Gene Ontology annotation, cellular component: COP9 signalosome. Lineage: Eukaryota; Metazoa; Chordata; Amphibia; Anura; Bufonidae. The record is from RefSeq and is a predicted model, not a curated record. Bases 74 to 1564 code for a protein of 496 amino acids. The transcript is spliced from 14 exons.